This is a messenger RNA of Mustela erminea (ermine), 3747 nucleotides long. Its product is annotated as N-acetyllactosaminide beta-1,6-N-acetylglucosaminyl-transferase. Bases 1155 to 2447 code for a protein of 430 amino acids. The transcript is spliced from 4 exons. Gene Ontology annotation, biological process: transforming growth factor beta receptor signaling pathway. Gene Ontology annotation, cellular component: membrane. Gene Ontology annotation, molecular function: acetylglucosaminyltransferase activity. The record is from RefSeq and is a predicted model, not a curated record. Lineage: Eukaryota; Metazoa; Chordata; Mammalia; Carnivora; Mustelidae.
UUUUUAAAAAAAAAAAGCAGCUGGCAGAAAAGUGAGGGGCUGAAGAUGAGAAGCUCUGAAGUCAAAGGGCUUGAUACCCUUUACAGGUCGGUGGGGGGAAACAUGGUUCCUUUCCUAGAAGGUCAAUAAGGCUGACUGCGAAGGUUCAACGCACUUCUCUAAGUAUUGAUGAUGUUCUCUUGGUGUUUAAGACCUGUGUACUCCCCCUUCCCUCAAUCGGAACAUCACUUGUGGCCAGAAUUCAAGUUUUUUCCAGGGAAACUUUAAAUCCUUACGUAAAUCAGGGGAUGUAGCUUGGGACUAGCUCGUGUGACCCUAGCAUUCUGUGGCGAGCACCUUCAUAGAUGCCAUAAAGGGAAGAGAGGAGCUCGCACCUGAUCUCAAAGUCAUAGGGAGCCUGCAUUGUCAGGUCCCCUAGGACUGGGUGCCCUGUAAUCUCUUGUUUUUGUAAAGGCUAGGGCGGGGCCGAAAGCGUUACAAAGGAGCCUGGAUGGAUGCUGUUGUUUUCUUCUUUUAGAUCUUAUCUCUUCAGUCCCUUUUGUCAUUAGAGCAUGUUUUUCAUGAAAGUAUUUGAGCAUGGAGGCCGCAUUACAUGCUGUGGAUUGUACUGGAAGAGCAGAGGAGCCAGGUGAUAGCCAGGGGCAGCCAGAGGGGAUCGCGCCGCAGCCCGCCAAUGACUAGCAGGAAACAGCACGCCUGCCAGAACGCAUUAUUUCAACUUUGGCUUUCAGGGCGCUAAUUCCCUGAAUGGCAAUAACAAGGGGGCGGGAGGGAGAAACACGUGGGAACGGAAAGAAAAGAUAUUUGAGAAGCUAAAUCUGAGGGGGAAAGGAGUUGCCGGAGUUUUGGGGGCGAGCAGAUGCAGGCAGGGAGGCAGAGGAGGGGAAAAGGCUGGGCUUCGGGAACCUGCUGCUGGGCUUUAGACAAAGGCGGUUUGAGAAGCAGAGAACGAGGCGGGACCAGUUGCUAAUAUCAGCACGGGGACGGAGCCAGCCAGCUGGACUCCCGGCAUGAAACGGACUCAAUUCCCAGCGUCUCCUUUGGGCUGGGAAUGACUGGAGUAUGUACCAAACUAAGAACUCAGAGGAAAAAGUAAGUUUGGGGAAGGACUUCCAGAUUCUGCCCGUCUUUGCAAUCUUGCUCCCCUGUGAGGCAUGCCUCCGAUGCGUUACCUCUUUAUAGUUUCUGUUUCUUGCGUGAUCAUUUUUAUUGUGUUCUACGUGUUCAGUUUUGGGGGAGAGCAAAGCUUCCAGAGACCGAAUAAUUCAGACACUUUGAUCCUGACUCAGGUUUGCACAUCCUUCAUCAAAGGCAAAACACCCUUCCUGUGGAGAAACAAACUGAUAAUGUACGAGAUGUCUUCUUGCAAGGACUACCUGAUCCAAAGCCACUACAUCACGGCCCCUUUAUCCAAGGAAGAAGCUGAAUUUCCUUUGGCAUAUAUUAUGGUCAUCCAUCACCAUUUCAAUACCUUUGCAAGGCUCUUCAGAGCUGUUUACAUGCCCCAAAAUGUCUACUGCGUUCAUGUGGAUGAAAAGGCAACCAUUGAAUUCAAAGAGUCAGUAGAGCAAUUAUUGAGCUGCUUCCCAAAUGCUUUCCUGGCCUCCAAGAUGGAGCCGGUUGUCUAUGGGGGGAUCUCCAGGCUCCAGGCUGACCUGAACUGCCUCAAAGACCUCGCAGCGUCCAAGGUGCCCUGGAAGUACGCCAUCAACACGUGUGGGCAAGACUUCCCCCUAAAGACCAACAAGGAGAUCGUUCGGUAUCUGAAAGGCUUUAAAGGGAAAAACAUCACCCCGGGGGUGCUGCCCCCAGCUCACGCCAUUGGACGGACUAAGUUCGUCCACCGGGAGCACCUGGGCAAAGAACUUUCCUAUGUGAUCAGAACCACGGCACUCAAGCCCCCUCCUCCCCAUAACCUCACCAUUUACUUUGGCUCUGCCUAUGUCGCUCUGUCAAGAGAAUUCACCGACUUUGUCCUCCGUGACCCGCGGGCUGUUGACUUGCUUCACUGGUCCAAAGACACUUUCAGCCCCGAUGAGCAUUUCUGGGUGACGCUGAAUCGGAUCCCAGCUGCUGGAGUUGCUUCCCCCAGGAGCGUCCUUACCACCCUCCUAUGUCUCCAGCGCCCUCCACAUUUGCCAAGUGCUCCAGCCACCCUCACAGGUGUCCCUGGCUCCAUGCCAAAUGCAUCAUGGACCGGUAACCUCAGGGCUAUAAAGUGGAUCGACAUGGAAGAUAAACACGGAGGCUGCCAUGGCCGCUACGUACACGGCAUCUGUAUCUACGGAAACGGAGACUUGAAGUGGUUGAUUAAUUCGCCCAGCCUCUUCGCUAACAAGUUUGAGCUUACCACCUACCCCCUCACUGUGGAAUGCUUGGAGCUGAGGCUUCGAGAAAGAACCCUAAAUCAGAGUGAAACCGUAAUUCAACCCAGCUGGUAUUUCUGAUCCCUUGUAACACGGGCUCAGCGGGCGCCUGCAGCCGGGGAGAAGAGCCUUGCUUCGUGGGACAACUCUGCCUCGUUUAGGGGAGGAGGUGCCGGAGUGAGGUUAGGGCUGCAGAACCUGGCCGUGUCAUUCUGUGUGAUGACGUCUGUGGACACUGUGAACUCUGCCAUCAGGGUGGCUGCCUGGGGUGAGGCCAGCCUUUUGGCCUCACCAGUGGGGCUGAUGCUCUGAUCGGUGCUAAAUUGAACUGACGUCAGACCUUUGCACCAGAUGCUCACUGGAGAGAAACAUUCUCAUGAAAAGGAGAACUGUUGAGGGAACUAGGAAUUGUGUCUCUUUGAAGGAGUCUUCUCUGAUAGGUCUGUAGCCACGCAUUCAUGGACACAAGUCCUCUUUGCUCAGCCACACGGAGGCAUAGAAACAGCUUUCUGGGCAACUCAGCCGUCUCCUUUAGAACUUGAGCUACCAGAAGGGAGAACUAGGUCUUGUUCCCAAGUUCCAACACUAGCAUUUCCAGUUGACUGUGUCUGGAUUUCUGUGUAGAAAGUAAAAUCAUUGACAGGAGGCAGGAUAUGCUUUUCGGACAGUGGCCACUGCUUCCUGCUUCAGCAAAGGGAUCCCAGGGAAACUGGACUUUUCUUGGGGUGUGUCUAGAAUGUGCGCUAGUCCCCUUGCUGUUCCUUUCCAUGGAGAACGCCGAAACAUUCCCAAGAAUGAAGAUAUUUCUAGAAGAGAGGUGCUGUUGCAUGAAUCUUGUCCCGAGUCUCUAGCCUCAGAAUGAGUCACUUUCCUCUUUGGUCACCACCCUCCAUCCCCACCGAAGUGAUCUUACCUGCAAAAUGGAGUCCAGAUUCUACGCCGUGAGGCUUCAAAGGACUCCGGAGUAUUCCUGAGUAGGUUAGUGCUAGUAAGAGCGACUAGGUUUCUAAGAGCUCUCCGUUGUGAGUGAGCAUCUGUGUCACCGAUCCCUGGUCUUGUUCCUUUAUCCAACUCAUUCAUUCAGCAUGCAGUCCGUAAAUACUUGUUGAGUGCCUGUUGUACACCACACCCAUUUUGGACACCAGGAGAAAAGGGAGACAGAAGCUUUUUCACUCUAAAGUUCUUGGUAACAGCAUUGAGGUCGAAAAGGCAGCUGUAGAGAAUCUCCCGGAUUGCUUGUAUUUUAAUACUUUCAUGUGCAGAGUUAUAGAUUUGGGAUAUCAGGCCAAGAAUCUGAGUAAUUAGAAAUCGAGGUCUAGGGGCGCCUGGGUGGCUCAGCCGGUUAAGCGUCUGCACUCAGCUCAGGUCAUGAUCCUAGAGA